Messenger RNA from Astrephomene gubernaculifera, 2236 nucleotides. The record is from the annotation of a GenBank genome assembly. NCBI's taxonomy places the organism in Eukaryota, Viridiplantae, Chlorophyta, Chlorophyceae, Chlamydomonadales, Astrephomenaceae.
ACACGUCCCUUUCACGCAUUCAGCUGGAGCACCUGUUAUUCUACACCUUUUGUUCUUGCGUUAUUUGCUAAGUUCAACAUCUUGGAAUCACUCCACUUACUUAAAGCUUACUGAUAAUCAAUAUUCAUUUGUCGGUUUCGGGCUUCGCAUAUUUCCCGGUAACCUUACGGGGCUAGCAACUAAUGGAGGCGAACGGCGAGGAGCAACCCGCUGACGUUGAACAGCAGGAGCUUGGAGAUGAGGAGCUGCACCAUGGCGAUGAAGAAGCGAUUGUGCUAGGCGACAUAGAUGAUGAAGAUGGCAUGGAGGAGGAGGAAGAGGACGACGACGAUGAUGAUGACGAGGGCAUGGAAAGCGAGGACGACGACGACAGUGAUUCCGCUGGUGCCGCAGAUGAGCCGUCAGAGGACCCCGUUGACACUAGCGACCCAGCAAAUCGUGGCAUCAAGAUGUAUGGUUGCGAACAUUACCGCCGGCGUGCAAUGAUUGUUGCACCGUGCUGUGACAAACCCUUCUGGUGCCGGCACUGCCACAACGCUGCCUGCAACGACAACGAAGUCGACCCAAAGAAACGACAUGUUCUCGACCGAAAGGCACUCCGGGAGGUGGUGUGCGGGCUGUGCGGAGUACGGCAGGAGAAGGCGAGCCACUGCACACAGUGCGGCGUGGCGUUCGGCCGCUACACCUGCCUGCUGUGCUCCUUCUUUGAUGACGAUGUCACAAAGGAGUGCUUCCACUGCAAGGACUGCGGCAUCUGCCGAGUGGGCGGCCGCAGCAACUUCUUCCACUGCCGCACCUGCAACUGCUGCUACGCGGUGCAGCUGCGCGACUCGCACGUGUGCAUCGAGAACUCCAUGCAUGCCAACUGCCCGGUGUGCUGCGAGUUCCUGUUCGACAGCAUCAAGCCCAUCAACAUCAUGCCCUGCGGACACACCAUACACCAGGAGUGCCUUCGCUCCCUUGCCGAGCACGCCACCUACACCUGCCCCGUGUGCUGCAAGUCCAUCAUGAGCGCCGCGGCCAUGGAGCGGGUGUGGGAGGAGAUGGACAUGAGCGUGCAGUCGAACCCCAUGCCGCCCGAGUACCAAACCACCCGAGUCGGCAUCCUCUGCAACGACUGCCAGCAGCGGUCCACGGUGCCCUUCCACUUCAUUGGACACAAGUGUGCGGUGUGCGGGUCGUACAACACACGGAGGACGUAGCGGCGGGGUCGUACGGAACAGCAGGUGGAAGGGGCGGCAUGUGUACGGCAUGACGGGGAGGAGUACGGCAUGACGUUAGGAUGGAAUGCCAGUAGGGGCUGGAUGGUACGGGGUGUCGUACGGCGGUGGUUUUUGCUGCGGUGGUUGUACGGCAGCGGUUGUUGCUGCUGUAGAGGUAGUGGGGGUGCAGUGUUAGGGGUGCUGUGAAAGGUGUAGGUGUAGAGGGGGAGGUGAGAAGGGAGCGUGGGGUAGAGGGCUCGGCACAUGCCUAGCGCAAGGGAGGAGGAGAGGAGGGGCGAGGGAUUGGAGAGGCAGACACAGUGAUCGAGUGAGGAAGCUUGUCGUGAUUUGUUGUUUUCUGUUUUGGAUGUGAGGAAGGGGUCGGGAAUGAUGAACGGGCGUCAGAACGCCGCAUGGACAAAGGAAUGAAGCGGUGUUGGUCUUGAUGUGGCUCAUUAGCUGUGUGAUGUCGACUCUGUGGGAAGGUGUUACUCCAUGGGGGGGAUGCUGGGAUAAGGAGGUGAUGCCUGUUUUCACGAGCGGCUUCCCAAGAGUGCUCGCUUGUUUGUUUAAUCAUUGUUGAUGUGGUCUCCUUGACCCGUUUUAAUGAACUGAUGACGCCUCAUGCCUUUGUUGUUUUCGACGUUUGUCCGCGGUAGUCCUUUAUACCUUUGUUUGACUGAUGCGUUUGUCUGUGUGCCUUAUAUGUGCCUGUUUAUUUCGCGCCUAUUUGCUGAGUUGGCCACCUCCGUGUCUUUUGUACGUUACGCAUAGCUGUACAAGUUACGACUGUACGAAAGUUACACGGGCCUUAUUUGUGACGGCCUUUUGCGGUCAUGUGUCUCACGUAUCCCGCCAAUGCGGCCAUACCUCGUGUGCGAACUUGACCUCAGCGCACAUGCGCUGAAGAAUACAGUCCAGGCUAUAUCCUGUCCAAUUUGCUUUGCUUUGCGUUGCUGCUUCCUGUGUGCUUGCUGCGUUCCCUCUGACGGCGCUCACCUGCAGCAACACAUGGAGUGUACCGAUACCGUGUC